Molecule: messenger RNA, 2295 nt
Organism: Heterostelium album PN500
Lineage: Eukaryota; Evosea; Eumycetozoa; Acytosteliales; Acytosteliaceae
Product: histidine kinase
Exons: 4
Coding region: 1-2295 (764 amino acids)
Source: RefSeq, a predicted model, not a curated record
AUGGAUUUGAAUCAACCAAUUUCCUUGGAGGAUCAAGGAUUCACAGAGUAUAGAUUUAUUCAUGGUGUCAAGUAUGAAAUUUCACCAUCUUAUAUAACACCAGUCUGUCCAAAGCCACAUGUAUGUCUCAUUUGUACUCGUGAGCUACCUCCUUGUCUAGUUUCGAGAUCGGUCUCUUGGGUUUCCAUUCUAAGAGUUGUUUUCUACUCACUCAAAAAACUCUAUCCAGAAAAAGAAUAUUUUAAUUUGAAAAAAGAUGUUUAUGGUUAUGUUGCUGCACAUUGGGAUGUAAUUUGUACAAAGAAAAAGAGAACACCUGGUUGGAGAAAACAAUUACAAGAUGCACUUUCACAUUGUAGGAGAUUAUUUGAGAGUGGUGCAGACCAUCAUGACUGUUAUGGAUUCUGGAAAUUAAAGGAUCAUACUGAUCCAUGGGAAGAGAAUUUAGAUCAUUUCUCUAAUCCUUCAUCACCAAUCUUGCCAAACAAUCAUCAACAACAACAACAACAACAAUCACAUAUUUCAAGUUAUCCUUCUCCUUUGUUGUCAGGCGAUAGCGCUCAGUUCUCUGGCUCACCCUCACCAAUGUUUUUCAGUAAAUCAAACACACCGAUCCUUUCUUCACAACUUAAUCUGCGCAGUAGCAAUGGCUCCAAGUCAACCUCACCAAACUACAACAACUAUAUCUGUGAUCUUUCCAACCUUGGAUUGUCAUCUCCACAUCAAAGACCAAGAAGUAAAUCACUCAGUUCCGGAUCAUCAUCAUCUUCGCUAUCAUCUUCGUUCCACUUGGAUCAUCCACAUAUAAUACCAUUCCCACAAUCACCUCUCCAAAAACAACAUCAACAACAUCACAACCAUCAACAUCAUAGCAACAAUCAUCAGCAAUUCCAAUUGAACUCUUCUACUGGAAGUGGUGGUGCUUUCCAUCCGGUUCCACGCAGCCCAUUCUCAAUGAAUUCCUCACGAUACGAUAAGACACCAAGACGGUCAUCGGCAUCGGACGAUCUCAUCGAUGUAAUGAGUUUCGGUCCCAUUCCAAAAGAUGACAACUUCAAGCUGAGUGGCAGUAGCAGUCCAUUGAACACCACACCAACCACAAGCAGUCCACCGGCUCAGCUGUCUCCGCCAUCCAGCAGCUACAGUCCACCUCAGAAGCUCAAUAGCUCACCGCCUUCAAGCAAUGCCUACCACAACAAAGCAUCGAUUUCCAACUUGAUAAACCCAAUCAUGGAGGAAAAAGAUGAAUGCUCGCCGACACUAAGCAGCAGUAGCAGUAGUAUCAGCAGUGGCAGUCUCACCAGCAUCAGCAAUAUCAAUAAAUCAACAAUUGAGAUGCCAAGUCUACCAAUUGUAACACGUAGUCACAGAAGUAGCAGCAGUCCUAUCAAUUUUAUAUCCUAUCGAAGCAGUAACAACAAUAAUAAUAAUAACAACAACAAGUCAACAACAAGUCCAAAUCUAUUAGAGUCAUCUACCAAUAGCAGUGCCAGUAGUAUUCUAAACAUAACUAACCUUUCUGAUUCCUCCAAUACUCUUCCACGAAUUUCAUCGUUCAACUAUAAAUUCUAUCCAAAUGAACAAUCACCAUCACUUUCACCAGACUCCAACGCACAUGAUGUCUUUUUUAAGAAUAAUAGAAAAAGAACCAAAGAUUCAGUUUAUUUCACCUUUAAACCGAGUCUAGAAGGUGGUUCUAAUGAUACCUCCAACUGUACAAGAUACUUUCUUAGAGAAGUCAACUCUAAGAAUAAUAUCAAUAUUGAGGUGAAUAACUUAAUUUUCUCCAAUAGAGAUAGUCAGAGCCUUGUUUUAAAUACAGAUCCUAAGAAUAUAAUGCUCUCUGGUUCUUUCACCCCUACUGAGGAUGGUCAUACCAACUUUCAUAUUGAUCAUUCUUAUUUGUUAUUAGAUGUUCCAACUAGAGCACUGACAAACGGAAAAUUCUAUUUUGUUGAUAUAUUAAAGAAUCAGUCUAGUCAAUAUGUAGCACAUACUGUUAAUAAUGACAGUAACUCUUUUGAAUUUAUGAAAUUGGAUAUUGGUGAUUUCUGGACUAUCAAUUUGAUUGAUAUGGAUUGGGUAGAGAAGCAGAUUUUUACCGAAUUUCCUUACAAAGCAAUAGUAUAUGGAACUACAUUAUAUAAAGAAUUGGAAAUCCACUAUGCUUUUGUUAAUAUAAAUGGAGCUCCCACUAAAUGUCCAGAAAUUCCACCCGUCAAUUGUUUAAAAGACACAGUGCCUACAUAUUCUAGAAAUGCAGAUAGAUGUUACAAAAAUACAUAUAUUCAAUAA